Molecule: messenger RNA, 1926 nt
Organism: Symbiodinium necroappetens
Lineage: Eukaryota; Dinophyceae; Suessiales; Symbiodiniaceae
Source: the annotation of a GenBank genome assembly
AUGGUGGGUCGACGAGUCGAUCAAUCACGCCUCGGUGUCGCUGCAGUUGCCCUUGUGAUGGUCGUGCUGUGCUUUUGGCAUCCGGCAACGAAUGGGCAUCAAACUUUCGCAAUUCCAGGUGCUAAAAAGGCCAGCAGAACAAAACUGGGCAAGCGCAAACUUCCUCAAAUAGAUCCAGCAGACUCCGCCACAGAUGUGUUCAUCCCGUUGGAGGGAACCCUUCAAAGUCUGGAGAACAUGUUGCAAAACAGAAGGGUGGUUUUCUUGCGAGCUGCUGUGGCAAGCGGCAAGUCUACGUUGGCACAGUAUCUUUGUACGCAGCAACCCUCCAAGUAUUUGCAAGUCCAUGCCCCCUUGCAUACGGAUCUAACCUUUGAAAAUUGGGUGACGGCGUUCAAAAAAGCCGUGGAGAAACCUUCUAUUCAACAUGACUCAGCGGACAUCGCGGAGGCGAUCAAAAGCAUAUACGACAAGGACCAAGUGCUUGUUUUUGAUGAGUGCCAUUUGCGUUUUGCUUGCCCGAGGUUCUGCGAGAUGCUAACCAAAACGCCCAGUUAUCUGAAUCGGCGCCCGAUGGUAUUGCUGUUGUCUGCAGCAUCAGAAGCAGAACCUUUGCAGGGACAAAUUCGUUUAACGCCGUCCGAAAUUACUGACAAGUUCAUGUGGACGCCCCCAGUGCCAAGUCCCAGCGUGCUUGCCGACCAACUUGCUGCGGCUAGCGUUGGUUUGAGUGAGGAUGCCAUCAAGUUUUUCUUUCAAAUAUGUGCAGGCCACCGAGGUAUUUUUAUGAGAGCCAUGGCAUGGGUACAGGACAAGCAGAAGAAACACAGGGGGCAGGGAGGCAGACUUGUGCAGUGGACAGUCGAACAAGCCUACGGCGAAGUCAAGCUGGCAUGGGCAGAUGAAGAUUGGACCAUCCCGAACAGCUUUCUGGGAUGGCUGGCAGCGGCUCGUGCAAUCCGCGUCAACGGACAUUAUGCAAAUCUAGUCAAUAUCCCCCAACAGCUCAUCGAGAUCCUAUGCAGUGGGGCUACUAGCAAUUUAGAUUCAGAACUGCGUCGCAAUCUCACAGUCCAUGGUUUCCUAUUGCCAGUUGUUGAAGGCAAUGCCGACGAGUUCGUGCCAUAUGAUUGGAGUGCGGUGGGGGCCAGAUAUGGUGGUUCCACUCACUUGUUGGCUUCUUAUUAUCGCUGCGUGUUGAAGAAGACGCGAAACCUGGAAGUGGAUGUAAGCAUGGAGGUGUCGUCAGGCACCGAUCUGCUGCUGAGAGCUCUGCCAUACCUGCAUUUUGCAAAGGUGGUUGGCGGUGUCAUCCUUCAAGAUGCGCAUGUGCAGAAGAUUUUUGCGAAGCAAGGGGCUCCUUCUGAAGUUCACUACACCACUGCCAUCAAUCAGAUACUGGAGCGCUUGGGUUUUUCAGCAGGGUCUGUAGAGGAUGGGAAAAAAGGGAAGGUCGAUGUUUAUGUCGUGCUGGAGGACCGCGCAACGAUUGCGUUGGAAGCGGUCAUGGUUUCUCGUUCUCUGAAAGACGUUGAGAGCCAUCGCUUGCGUUUUGACAACCCAUCCUUACAGAAUUAUCACCAUGCCACUCGAAAGUGCCUGGUGAUUCUUGGCGAUUGGGGAAACAGACUUAAAGUCAGAGAACGAGUGGAGCAGACACGAGGCGGUAUUGAGAUUGUUGGCCUUGCAGCUAAUGUAGCCCACACAGGCUACAACGUUUACGUCAAGCGCCAAAUUGACAACAAUAUUGACACAGUUGUGGAUUUCUACAUCCCGUGUGAUGGAGUUGCAAGGAGCUUUGCCUUUAAGGAUGAAGAGCCCUUCUUUGAGAUCAGUUCCGUGCAGAAGCUGAAGUCCAUCAAUCCAGGCUUUGCAGGCACGACCUCAACGUCAUCCGUCGUCUGGGUGCGGGAGCUGAUCCGCAAG